Molecule: messenger RNA, 4353 nt
Organism: Triplophysa rosa
Lineage: Eukaryota; Metazoa; Chordata; Actinopteri; Cypriniformes; Nemacheilidae
Gene: smim5
Product: small integral membrane protein 5
Exons: 4
Coding region: 2644-2850 (68 amino acids)
Source: RefSeq, a predicted model, not a curated record
ACAACUGCAAGCAUCUGGAGGAUCCUACACCUUGAGGUUUUCGGGACUCCCGAGGCACCAGCAGCUUCAAAUACCUGUUUGCUGCUUUGCAAUGGCAUUUUUGCAGCUGCUCUCUUAAUCCGAUGAAUUUGUCUGGAAGAAACCUUCCUCAUUCUGCCUUUAUCUGCACGAACCCUUCUGUGCUCUGAAUCAGCCACAAAUCUCUUCACAGUACGAUGAUCUCGCUUAAGUUUUCGUGAAAUAUCUAAUGUUUUCAUACCUUGUCCAAGACAUUGCACUAUUUGACGCUUUUCGGCAGCAGACAGAUCCUUUUUCUUUCCCAUAUUGCUUGAAACCUGUGGCCUGCUUAAUAAUGUGGAACGUCCUUCUUAAGUAGUUUUCCUUUAAUUGGGCUCACCUGGCAAACUACUUAUCACAGGUGUCUGAGAUUGAUUUCAGUGAUCCAAAGAGCACUGAGACACAAUACCAUCCAUAAGUUUAAUUGAACAAUAUAAAAUUAAAUGUUUACGACACUUAAAUCCAAUUUGCAUAAUAAUUUGGAACGCAGUGUAAAAUACUGGCGAGUCAAGUUUAGCCAAGUAACGGUUCUUCUCGGUUUCUUUUGAUUGUCAUCAGAAAUAAUCUACAGACACUCUAUUGUUUGUGAAUGUGUACCAGAAGUUCAGUUGGGGUGACAAAAGUGCGCAUGCGCAGUAACGUUUGUUUAUGUUGUUAAGAUGAAACCGUCUUUAGGCCCGAUUCACAUUUCGCGUCUUUUCCAUGUGCAUUUUCGUUAUUUUAAAUGUAAAAGGCAGGCGCGUGGAAAUAGGGGGCGACAUGCGGUGCGACGCGCUCUUUUUUUCAGGCGCGUCGGCGCCGCAUCGAGAUGAAAAAAUCUCAACUUUUCAGAAAGCCGCAAGCGCACUGCAGGUCAUGUGACAAGAACCAACCAGCCAAUAUAGACAAGCUCAAUGAAGAUGGAGACACAGACGAUCACAGCAUAACUAAAUCUAGUAGCAGAGUUAUUGCAAGCUAUUUUCAGUGCAUAUAAUCCAUAUAUCCUUUGUUUAUACCUCCUCGUCUCAUCGGCUAUCGUGGCCCAUGGUUGCUUAGCGACGACAGACGCCAAGAGAGCGCAAAGUCCAGGCGCUUCGGAAAAAAAGGAGAACGCAGUGCAGCUCGCGUUUUCCACGCGGUUUUAGACGCGAAAUGUGAAUCGGGCCAUAGACUACCAUAGUAGGGAAAAUAAAUACUGUGGGAGUCAAUGGUGGCCGAGAACUGUUUGGUUACUGACAUUCUUCCAAAUAUCUACAUUCCAGAAUUUUCAUUUUAGGGUCACUUUAACUGGCCUUAAAUCUCUAUAUGUAUAUUUAAAUAAGGACGCGAGUGCCUUGUGGUAGAUUUUUAGUGAACAGUGACUUAAAUUUCUGUCUGUUACACAAAGCUACUGUCUGAAGACUUAAAGAUGGAGUCGUAUAUGAACAGCUGUAGACCCGUCACGAAAAUCAGACUCUGAACGUCCCACACAAUGGCCAUCUGUGUUUCAUGACCAAACCGUCACACAAGUUUUGGACAAACAGGAAAGCGAGUAGAAAAUGUCUGAAUAUUCAGGGGAACCGUUGCUAUAAUGAAGAACAGAGGGAGUCUGUGGAUACAGAGAAAAAUCAAGCCCAGAUAUGUGCGAUGUCUCACUGCACACACUUCUGUGUCUCAGGUUUCAUCUGAGCGUCUGAAAUAACUGCUACACGACCGAGAGAGAGCGAGAACACAACAUGUUCCUAUGAUCUCACACACAAAGACUCUCUGUGCCAACAUUACUGCCCAAGAGCUUCACAAGAACACACAACAUAAACUCAACACGCGUGUCAAACUUCCUCGCAAACAAACGGAGGGAAACACAGAGAGAUAAGACUGCGUUAAACCUCAUGUUCACACGUGAAUAUUUCCUGUCUGACAGCUUUGCAAAUGUUGAAGAAACGCAUUUAAAUAAUGACAAACACAUGCUGCCAAAAACACGUUCAGUUUAUACUUGUUUACACUGUAUUUUUAGGACUAAAAAGAUUGCAUUGUUCAGAUUCACCUCAAAGUCUAACAACACGAUUCACUAAUAAUGUUAAAAACAUUUGUCAUCAUUUUUAGAGCCAACAUUUUCCUCCAACCUGAUACACAGCAACAGAAACAAAGGACUGCAAAACUUUUUCGACGAAGGAAUAGAGAACCCGUUUCCACGGUGAUGAGAGGGGAGGAGAAAAGACUGAGCCAAAUGGAGACAAAGGGAGGGUGAGGGGUGGAGGGAGGUAAACAUAGAUCGAGAGGAUCCGACUGACAGACGCUGACGUGCUGGAGAAGCUCCACAGCUCAUUCCUAAAGACUUGUGACACGGGAAACCACAAACGCAGAGAAACACAACACGACUACACAGCUGCGAGACACUUUAACAACAACUACGUGACGGGAAACACUCGCACAAAAAGUGGACACACGAGGAGUGUUACAGGGGAUCUGGUAACCACUGGAACUCAGAACAGACAGAAACUCCCAACUGUGCUGCUUGCUUCAACAAGACAAAAACACCUCGAACCAGCAAAUAUCUGUGAAAACAGCUUUAAAACAGGAUUUGAGAAGUCUGACUGUUAUUGGCUGUGCUGCUGACCUGCAGUCAGAAUGAGCGCUUCAGAUGAAAUAAUGAAAACCCUCCACAGCAUCUGGAGCAAACUGCAGGGUCUUUCUCAAGACCACCCGCUCAUCCAGGCAGCGUUUCUGAUCAUCAUUCUCUUCUUCUUGACGUUCAUAGCUCUGUUUGUGACUGGAUGUGUUUACGGCCGCUGUGGCUGCUGUCAAAGCACCAGAAACAAAGUGAGUGCCGUCUGAGGAGAUGAGACAAGCAAGAACAGACCAUACGGGCCAACAUAAAGAUCCGUUUUACAUGGCAUACAACUGCUUGUGACCACUGUGAUAUCACACAUUACAGUGAUAAAUCCCAGGAAAGAUGGUGUACAGUACACACUGCCAAACUGAACAAAUGAUGAUGCAAAUCAGAAGAGCUUAUCAAACAUCUGAUGGAGAAAUAUUUUUCUGAGUAUGCUGUCCAUUACAUUAUUAUUAUGGAUGGCACAAAUGUACUAUAUAUUAAACCUUUCUCAAUGUGGGAAUACAGCACGUCGGAGGUAAACCAAAAAUGAGAACAGGGCUAAUGCUGCCCCCUGGUGUUUGCUAUAAAAACUGUCACAAGAACGAUUUCAAGAAACAUGGACAAGCUGCUUGUCUGUACAUCUCUUACCUACAUCUGAUAUUCCAAAUAAUUGUAAAAGCAUUGCCUUGACAACAGUAUUGAACAGUAUUAAAGUGAGUUUAUGUAUGAGAGAGGCCGACCGACGUAUACAGAAAAACAGAAACAUGUGUGUAGGGGAAAUGAGAUAAAAGAGUAAAUUUUGCAAAACAUGCACUUUUGUUUUUUUGUUUUUUUCUAUAGGCCAUGUUCAAGGCAAAAAUAACAAGUUAAGCCAUGUUAACAUUUGACUUCUUUUUGAAGCUGCUAGCAUCUGCUUUACAUUACAAUCCUAUGGAGUAAACCAUGUUUUCAAAAUAGUCCAGAGCGCUUUUCUGUUGCUGAGAGCAUCUUUUCAAGUUGAAAAAAGUUGAACUUUUCUGGGGGGAAAAACGCCCUACGUAAAGCACCUUUUUCACAGCUAACCAAUGACAGAAACCUGUCGUUUACGUAACAACAUACGAGGAAGGUGAUUGGUCGAGAAGGAUCAAGCUCAAAAAAAUAAAAUGGCGGCCAAAACGCCUGUUGGAGCAUAGUUUUGUGUAAUUGUAAGUUUAAUUUUCGCUUUCAACAACUUCUGAUUGCAUUUCUAGUGAGAAUUUAGUAUUGAAGUUUUUAAAUGUGCGAUUAGUUAUUGCAAAGAUGCUCUCUGUUUAUACAUUAUUCAACACUGUCGGCCGCUAUUUGUAACCACAGCGCUGCGAGCUUUUUUUUUUUUACGUAAAAAGCGCCAUUGUCAACUUUUUAUUGUUAAAUAAGAAGUCAAAUGUGAACACAGCCUUAAACGCAUGGAAACUUAUAAUUUGUUAAAGAUACAGUACAUUUCUAAUAAAACCUGUAAACCCCAUUUUGGACCGACAGCGUAAUUUUAUUCUUUUUAAAGGUAAAUGUAUUUGUUGCAGUUUUUGUUUGUAUUUCAGGCUAACAUAUGAUACAUUUUCAUUAGUCUGUAGAUCCAGAAUUGAAAGUUUAGCUUGCUUGUGUGAACUCACCCUUCUUGUUCACAAAAAGCGACCAUAGUAUCAAAGUCCUGGAUGGGUGCCUUGUCCUGUUCUUUCUCUGAUCCUCGCUUCUCCUGCAAACAGUUUACAAAUAUUAAGGACAUU